This is a messenger RNA of Photinus pyralis (common eastern firefly), 4407 nucleotides long. Its product is annotated as balbiani ring protein 3-like. Gene Ontology annotation, cellular component: extracellular region; basement membrane. The transcript is spliced from 18 exons. Lineage: Eukaryota; Metazoa; Arthropoda; Insecta; Coleoptera; Lampyridae. The record is from RefSeq and is a predicted model, not a curated record. Bases 192 to 4256 code for a protein of 1354 amino acids. Gene Ontology annotation, molecular function: serine-type endopeptidase inhibitor activity. Gene Ontology annotation, biological process: cell-matrix adhesion.
CAGUAUGCUGUGCUGUCUUCAGUUACUAUCUACUCUUCGUUAGUUCAAACGCGAUGCUCCAAGAGACGAUAAUUUUUUACAAUUUGAAUUACUGAUAUACUUGAACGUAUUUGUCCCAGUGUUAGUUGGACUGGAUUAAGGGUGUCGUUUGUAUUUGGCCAUUAAAAAGAAGCGUGUGAAACAAUACGGAAAUGUUCAGGACGCAAUUACAUCUGUGUGGAAUAAUUUUGGUAAUCAUCGUACCUGCAAUUAUUUCCAUGGAAGUUUCAGUGCAAGAAUCCCAUAAAUGUCCCAACAUAACAGAGUGCCCUUUCCGACCACAAUCGUGUAACGAAGACGACGAAUGCAAUCCAGACAGCAACUGUUGUGAAAGUCCUUGCGGAAGAAUCUGUACGAAACAACUUCGAACUGGGUGUGAAACUUUACAUAACGCCGCUUCAAGAAGAGCUAAAUCUUUAGGAAUGGAUAUUAAAAAAGUACGAACGCCUCGUUGCAAUUUGAACGGAGGAUUCGAACCAGUCCAGUGCGAUAAUGAAAUUGUUAGUUCCUGUUGGUGCGUGGAUGAACAGGGAUUUGAGAUUGCAGGAACUAAAGCACCUGCCGUCGCUUUAGUCAAUUGUACAGCUCCAAAACCGUGCGCGGGUCAUACAUGUCGAAUGUUUUGCCCGCAUGGCUUUGCACUCAAUGAUGACGGCUGUCCACUUUGUAAAUGUAGAGAUCCGUGCGAAAAUGUCAAGUGUCCCAAAACUUUAGAUUGUCAACUUGAAGAACUGGCAUGCUCAGAUCCUCCGUGCCCACCGAUUCCGACGUGCAAACGUGGAAGAAGUUUAGAUAAUAUCUGCCCAGUUGGUGGCCCGCUAAGGAUUAGUGAAACAGUUCGUCCAUUCUUGUGCGGAAACGAGCCGUCAAAACCAACAUGUCCACCAUUGUAUCAAUGCCUCGUUCAACCAGGUAACGACUAUGGAGUCUGCUGUCCAGCUUCGUUAAAGAUACAAAAAUCGGGCUCGUGUCCGGCCGCAACCGAGAAACAGUACGACUGCGGUCUCCUAUGUACACACGAUUUGGAAUGUCCCUCCGUUCAAAAGUGUUGCAGUUCUGAUCAAUGCGGAUCGUCGUGCGUUCAUCCGAAAAAUGUCACGGAAUGCUUCCAUCAGAAAACGCUGAGUAGUCUUUUGGCAGUUAACGAACGCGUGGGACGCGGAUAUGUGCCGCAAUGUACUGAUGAUGGCGAGUUUACUCCAAAGCAGUGCAGCAAGAAUGGCUUGGUUUGUUGGUGCGUGGAUCGUAUGGGAGCCAAACUGAAAGGUUCAAUGGGAGGCGCUAAGAACGUUAAUUGCAGUUUAGCGGACGCUCGUACAUACUCGGCGGGGCGAAGCAUUGAUAGAAGCAUGUGCGAAAAACUAGAUUGUGCGGCAAUAUGCGAAUAUGGGUUCAAAUUAGAUGAAAAUGGGUGCAGUACGUGCAAAUGCGAUGACCCUUGCGCUGGUUACGCAUGUUCUGACGAUGAAGAAUGCGUGGUCGUGCGAGAGUCAAGUUGUAGCGACUUUUUAUGCCCAACAUUACCAGUCUGUCGCCCUAAGGCUGCAUACGUAAACCCAUGCAAGCGAGGUACACCAUUAACUGACGAUUUGAGAGGUGUUCCAGUCGCUUGUACGGAUAUGUGCCCUCAAAACUUUGAAUGUACGACAGUGGCUGGUUCUCCUAACUCGGUAUGCUGCCCUGCAUUCGAAGACGAAUACCAAACAAACACGGAAACUGUUUUAGACACAACAGCCACACAAGAAACGAUAACAGGCGAAGAAAAAGUGCAAACUAUGUGCGAAUAUUUGAAAGACUUUGCCGAAAACAUGGAGGGAACUAGGGAAGGAAUGUCCUUGGCACUUCCUGAACCUUCUUGCGACUCGAAUGGAAACUACCAUCCGCUGCAAUGUCACAAUGGGAAAUGUAUAUGCGUCGAUGAUUACGGUACCGAAAUACCUAAAAGCAGAGGGAAAAUCAAUACAACAGAAGCUUGCGUGGAACUGCGAAAAUCUCUUGACUGUCUGGAUUUAACGUGCAGAAUGGGAUGCGACUAUGGUUUUGUUCUUGAAGAGGAUAGCAGCUGUCCCUCGUGCGUCUGUAGAGACCCCUGCGAGUCUAUCACUUGCGACGAGGGCCAACAAUGCCAAAUAGUUGAAGUUAGUUGUAAGGAUCACUACUGUCCACCAGUGCCAGCAUGUUUGCCGAAGAAAACUGGUCAAUGCCCGUACCUGGUUCCUGCGGUAUCGACAUCGUGCGACUUUGAAUGUAGUUCAAAUUUAGCUUGUAAUUCUUCCCAAGUUUGUUGCUCUAACGGCUGUGGAACGCAGUGUACAGACCCUCUUCUUCAAACAGCAUGCCAACACCACCAAGCGGUGACACAGCAUCACGCACACGAGUCGGGAACUCCCGCAAAUCGCGUUUACAUACCAAAAUGUGCGGAUGAUGGAAGCUAUGAACCGAAACAGUGCAAUCCGGCAACAAAAGAAUGUUGGUGCGUUGACUUCCGAGGAUUUGAAAUUUCGCAAACUCGAACUCCAUUGGACAACAACUUGGACUGCGCGAUCAAGUCCUACUCGGGAAACUGUCCAUUGUAUAAAUGCUCUGAGGAUUGUGAUCACGGAUUCGAAAUGGACGCAAACGGAUGCCGUACUUGCAACUGCAUCGACCCGUGCGCGUCGAUAACGUGUAGAGAGGACGGAGAAUCGUGCAGACUGGUUGCAAUAGAGUGCAUCGAUUCGCCUUGUCCUCCAAUUCCAAUGUGUUUGCCGAAACGCGAGAAUCCUUGCCAGAGUGGGGAACCGUUAAAAAUUGGAAACGAAAUUGCCACCUGCGGACCUGAAUACGAAACUUGUCCAUCGUCGCAUAAGUGUCAACUGAGUCCCUUGGGCGAAUACGCAGUGUGCUGCCCUAAACCACGAGACGUCUGCUUUGAACCCGUGGAUAAGGGUUCUUGUACCGAAUUAGAUGACGAAAGAAGCUUGACUCGCUUCUAUUUCAACACCAAGAGCAACAAAUGCGAUAGCUUUUCAUACAGCGGUUGCCAUGGAAACCACAACAAUUUUCACACUGAGGAAAUGUGUAACGCGGUCUGUCCAGUACUGAGCCAAUGCGAACGGCUACGCGAGAAAAACCUUAAAAUGUCGGAAAGGUUUAAUAAGUCCACCUUUAUACCGCGAUGCGAUCCUGCAAAUGGCAAUUGGAAGCCUGUGCAGUGUAUGGAACAUGUUGGGGUAUGCUGGUGUGUAACUCCCCAGGGUCAAACGCAGAAAGGAACCGUCGUGAGAGGACAAGAGCCUGAUUGCAACUUUAGGCAAGCCAGAGGGCGGUCGAGGGAUAAAAUACAACCAACUGAUGUCGACUUAAUACUCGAAGAACUCAUGAUGCACAUUGCUUCAGUGACUCCAUACGAGAAUCCAGAUUUACGCAAAGACGAAUACGAAAAUGUAUUGGACGAUCGGCAAUUCUUGACCAGAUGUGAAGCAUUAAAAUCCCAAUGCGAUACACAAGGGAAGUUUUUACCAGCUCAGUGCGAUCAGGAGCAAUGUUGGUGCGUGGAUGAGGCUGGAAAUCAACUCCCUCACACAAAUUCAUUCAAACAGGGAGAACAGCUGUGUUUACCGACGCCCAUCGAGUACGUGGAGGUGAUUAUUGGAUUUAGAGGAGAAUACGACGAUAUCACCGCAACACCCGUUUUAAAUCGCAUUAAAUCCAUUAUCAACCAUUAUAAGGGUUCUAUCAGAGACAAUGAAAUAGUAAUGGAGACUACUCCUGAAGCGCUCCAUAUAAAAUUUGCGCUCGUAGGCGGUAACAAAGUGGAUGUUGCAUACCUCUUGGAACAAAUGGUAAAAGAACAAAAACUCCCAGGUCUUUUCUCCGAUAUCACAAAAUCAAGUUUCAUACACCAGUUGGGUUCCUCAGAACCCUCUACAGCUGAACGAAUAAUUGCAUUAGAACACAGAGAGAUAGUUUCCCAGUCACCAGUCUCGGUCAUAGCACCUUAUCAUACAGCAAUGAUAGUGAUCGCAGCAGCGUCAGCUUUCGUUAUUUGUACCUUGACAGUAUUAGUUAUAUUAUACAGAAGAAAGUCAAUCACCAUUAGCCAUUCCACACACAAGGUGUUAGACGCGCCUCAAAGGUUUCUAUCGACAAGUGCCCCAAUUUACAUCGAACUUCCAAACGAACAAUUAACUCCGCCUCCAAUUCGACAAGACGACAAAGUUGUUCCACCAACUUAAAGUCCGACUGAUGUUUUAUUAGCUUCUGUAAUAUAAAACUUUAAUAUUUAAAUUAAUUAACGAUUAAGUAAAAAUAAAAAGAAUCAUGUAAGUAAAUGUAUUUAAUUCGUAAAUAUGGUGAUAUUAGUUAAUAAACGUUCUUACUGUAUCA